UUUUUCCCGUCAUGCCCCACUGUAAAAGCAGUAUCCGUGGCAACAGCACAGGAAGUGGCGCGCAACAGUUCAAAAGCUGUCACAACAACAACAAAAAAGAGGAAUGCUAACACAAACGAACACCUUCAUUAUUUUGUUUUAGCAAAUAUUUAUUUUGCCGCUAUACUUCCUUGUUACUAAACAUGUCAUUUGCCAGAGUGGGGCGUUCACAACAACCGAAAGGAAGGGAGUCUGUUCGGCCAAAGAAGGCCAAAGCUCCGAAAAGAGACUGGGUGAGCACUGUCCAUGAUCUGUCUGUGCACAAGCUGACACCAGCUGAACUAACUCAUCGGCAUGAGCUUCACAAGUCUCGUAACAAAGCUGUAGCUCAGUGGGAACUUAAAGAAAAAGCCCUCAAACGUCGUGCCAAACAUGCCGGCAGCCCCGCGCCUCUGGAUCCAGCUAGCCUUAGUAUCAUCAGGGAGGUCUUCUCUGAUCAGCUGCUGCUGCAGGACGUACUGGCCCGUUCUGACAGGGCCAUGGCUGUGGUUAAAGACCUGUUUGGAGAUGCUCCACAGAGACAGAUGGGACACCCCAGUGUGACAAUGGCUCCAAAUUGUGAUUCUGACUCAGAAUUGCCUGUUCUGGAGAGGCCAGAUCCCCCAACCCACUUAUCUUUCCUCAGCCAAUCAAUGAUGGAUCAAGAGGCUCUCAAUGAACUUGAAGUUUCAAAGGAAAACUGCAGAGUUGAUGAUGCCUAUCCUUCACACAGUUCAGGCAGUCAUACGAUCCAAAGGGUAAAUAUGCAGAAAUUAAAGUCGCAGUCUAGAAGUGGAGUGUUGCAUCAGCAGAAAAUGCAUCAUCCCAACUUCCAUCCCGCAGACAGAUAUGAUGUUGCUGUGACUCCCUGCACAUCCCGAAAACCACCGAACCACAAUGCUCUCAAUGCCACAGUUGCCGUUCAGCGUGUUCGCUCCAAACAUUCUGAGGAAAACAAAGAGGAAACCUCAUCUCUGGUUUCUCAGGUUCUGAAUCCUGAACUGCUGCUCCGUCAAUCUGAAAGGAUUGGUAGCUGCACCCGGAAGGUCAGGAAAUGUGCUUCUCGUGGCUCUGAGUUGGACAGCUCUAAUGCUGCCUCUCUAAGAGCGGAGCAGUCCAGUCUGGGGAUGUUGCAGGAGAUGCUGGGGCAGGUGGAGGCAGACUUAGACGCCUUUUGUCCUCAAAUAGCAUCGGCUCAGAGCAUGAAGCAGCACAGAAACCAAGGCCUCACUGGAUUCUCUGUGGCCUUGGUCUCAACACUUGGACGAUUAGUCCACCUCCUCAAGCAGACGGGAGACGACACUCAGAAAGAGGCUGAGGAGAGACGAAGGCUCGAGGAAGAGCUGAAGGAGCAGCGAGGACUCAUCGAUGCUCUCACCGCAGAAACCAUGACUCUGAGAGAGGAGGCUGCUGCUGUCCACGCCGGGCUGCAGCAGCGUACAGCAGAGCUGGAGCAGAAGUUGGAUACUGUGGUGUUGGUGAUGGGAGGACUGGGACUGUCCCAGGCUUUUGUUCCAGGUAAAUCUGCUCCAGAUGCUGAGCGAGCUCCUACACAAACUCAGGCUUUUGUCUCUCCUGCUGUCCUGCUCUCCCCUCCUCGACAGGAAAAUAUCCUCCAGCAAAGCCCUGUUCCUCAUCCACUGCAGCUUCCUUCAGUCGAUUUCCCGCGUUCCCGUGAGGGCGAUCCGCCUCACGGUUCUCCUCCCGCCCCCUCUCUGUCAGACUCUCGCCGCUCGCACUUCUCUCCAGACUCUCUGCUGGAUGAGAUCACCCAACUGAAAAGAGAAAACGAGCUGAUCAGGACUCAGCUGAGUCAGGCUCAGAACCUCGGAUCAGGCGUCAGAGGGGCUCCUGUUAGAACCUCCACCGGCUCAGGAAGAGUGACACCUCAGAACAUCAGGGAGAAAAGAACAUCUGAGUCCAGCAGCACAAACAGGAGGAGUCAAGAUAAUGUUUGUCCUGAAAAAGAAUCACAACUUGAACAAACAAGAGCAGAGUUGGACGGUCAGAUAGCUUCAGAAACCCCUACGCAGGACACGUCUUUGGGCACCCUCAGUGUGGAACAGCGCCUCCUGGAGCUCAACAGGAAGAGUGCAGCAGCCAGGGAGCGACUGCUGGAGCUCAUUGAGCAACAGAAGCAAAGUGUUGCAGGAAGAGUUCUCCACUCGGACUCCCCCAUCCCUGCGUCUGCCUUUAGUCCAGAAACAGCAGCAGCUGGAUCUGGAAGCGUAGAGGUGGUGCCUGAGCGGGAGCUCCCGUCACGUGUUCGAGGAGAACGCUGGUCUGAUGCAUCGUCUCACAGAUUAGGUUUUGAAAUGGACAGAAAUGUACAGAUGGACAAGCAGAAGAAACGUGAAGGCUGGUUUGCUUUGUCUGCCCACAUGAGAUGAAAGGAGGAACGGAUCAUACACCGAUGAAAUCUGCUUUCAGUGUUUCAAUGAUCUAUUGUUAUUUUCAUUUACCUGAAAUAAAUAGUUUUUAAAUUAAAAAGAAAAGAAAAUGUG
Molecule: messenger RNA, 2522 nt
Organism: Oryzias melastigma (Indian medaka)
Lineage: Eukaryota; Metazoa; Chordata; Actinopteri; Beloniformes; Adrianichthyidae
Gene: spice1
Product: spindle and centriole associated protein 1
Exons: 18
Coding region: 183-2408 (741 amino acids)
Biological process (GO): mitotic spindle assembly; metaphase chromosome alignment; regulation of centriole replication
Cellular component (GO): centriole; spindle; centrosome
Source: RefSeq, a predicted model, not a curated record